AAUUGUGUUUUGCUCGGGAAUCGGGAUUGAGUGCUCCGGAGGAUCACCCGUACCAGCUGUUUGCAUUUUGCCUGAUUUAUUCCUCAAGUUUCGGGCUUCGUCUCCAUCCUACGCCCCGGGUAUUCGGCUUUUCCGAUGGAUUCUCGCGGAUUAGCGACCUCGAUUACUACUCUAUAAUCAUAGAUUAGCGAGCUCGACGGCUUUAUUGCUCUGCUCAUCAAAAGUCAGAGGAAGUCCAGACUUUCAUCCCUAGAAGCCUCCGCAAUGUUUCCCUCGCCUUAUUUUAAGGAUAUACUAUAUAGUUUGCUCUUUCAUUGCGCCUGCCAAGUUAAUCCAAGCCCACCCAUGUUGGUAGAGUUCUAUAAGUAGUACGACUUGUCCAUCUGUGGAUUCUUGACAUUCCAGCUUCUCCAUCUCGUAGAUUUUCCUGCCAUGACAGUAUCCGUGGUUGGGCUGUAGCUUUCUUCUGGAUCCCCAUUCAGCUCCUCUUCUCUUAUUUUCUUUUCCAAUUAUACAUAGGUACGUACAUAAUUAGCCUCACAUUCUCAAGUUUGUUCUUGGUCAUCUGCCUGUUAAUUUAGUUUAUUGCUGUUUCACUCACCUGUUUUAAUCUUAUUAUGCUGUUAUAUGUGUUUUCAGUAAAUCAGUAUUGCUAGCGCUGUCCUUGUACGAUUUUCUUGAUUGAUAUGUCGUCUCUGAAUGCAGCUGUUAUCACCUAUCUUAGUUUGCAGGAAGCAGAGGUCAUAUUUCAUAUCAUGCCAUUUUUAUGUAGGAUUACAUUUUAUUGAUUGGAUUGCCUGUAAAUCGCAGGGGUACAUUGAUACUUCAAGUAAAAUUGAAAAUGGUUAGUGCGAGGUCAGUACACAGGGAAUUGGAUGCAUGCUUCAGCAACCUCUUGGUGUCUAGCGGUGGCGGAAGGGGGCAGGCUGAAAUUGGUGGCGCUAUGCCUAUGUUGUCAGGAUGGAAGGACCUUCCAAUGGAGCUGCUUAUGCGGAUCGUAUCUGUUGCUGGAGAUGAUCGAACUGUCGUUGUGGCAUCCGGUGUUUGCACUGGCUGGCGCGACGCGUUAGGGUGGGGGGUCACUAAUCUUUCCCUCUCAUGGUGCCAGCAGAACAUGAAUAACUUAACAAUAUCAGUUGCUCACAAGUUCACAAAGCUUCAGGUUCUCACUCUUCGCCAAAUCAAACCUCAGCUUGAAGACAGUGCAGUAGAGGCUGUUGCCAACUACUGUUAUGAUCUACGUGAGUUGGACCUCAGCCGAAGUUUCCGGCUUAGUGAUCGCUCAUUGUACGCAUUGGCCAACGGAUGUCCUCGGCUUACAAAACUGAACAUCAGUGGAUGUUCCAGUUUCAGUGACAGUGCCUUAAUCUACCUUAGUUGCCACUGUAAAAACCUGAAGAGCUUGAAUCUGUGUGGAUGUGGGAAGGCAGCCACUGAUGAAUCUUUGCAGGCCAUAGCCCAAAACUGUGGGCACCUGCAAUCUUUAAACCUAGGUUGGUGUGAUAAUGUCACAGAUGAAGGGGUCACCAGCUUGGCAUCAGGUUGCCCUGAUCUCAGGGCCCUAGAUUUGUGUGGCUGUGUUCUUAUAACAGACGAGAGUGUCAUUGCUCUUGCAAGCGGGUGCCUGCACCUGCGAUCAUUGGGCCUGUACUACUGCCAGAACAUCACGGACCGUGCCAUGUACUCCCUCGCAAACAGCUGCGUGAAGAGCAAACGAGGGAGAUGGGGCACGAUGAGGAGCAGCAGCAGCAGCUCGAAGGACGUCGACGGGCUGGCAAACCUCAACAUCAGCCAGUGCACGGCCUUGACGCCUCCCGCGGUUCAGGCGGUCUGCGACUCCUUCCCGUCGCUCCACACCUGCCCAGACAGGCACUCCCUCAUCAUCAGCGGCUGCCUCAGCCUGACUAACGUCCACUGUGCCUGCGGCCUCCAACGCCACCGUGCCGGAAGCGCCAUGCAGGCCACCAGCCAUGCGUACUGAGGAUGUGCGUGCGCUCCUGGUUGUGGCGAACGCCGUGUGCCUCUUGCGGUUGCGGGGAGGUUUGGUCCCGGCGUGGAGGAAGAUGUGUAUAUAAACUCGGAACCUGGAAAUGUAAUCUUGUAGUAGUAGGACUAUUGUAUCAUGAGGACUCUGACGCGGCCAUGGAGCGGCAAAUGGCUGGAGGGUUGCAUGCUCUCCCAUGCCAUUCUUGAAACUGGCAAGAAGUUGCAUGCUAUGUAUGUGAUGGAUUUCAAUGAAGGAUCUGUCGGUUGA
Molecule: messenger RNA, 2254 nt
Organism: Hordeum vulgare subsp. vulgare (domesticated barley)
Lineage: Eukaryota; Viridiplantae; Streptophyta; Magnoliopsida; Poales; Poaceae
Product: F-box protein SKP2A-like
Exons: 4
Coding region: 842-1981 (379 amino acids)
Biological process (GO): SCF-dependent proteasomal ubiquitin-dependent protein catabolic process
Cellular component (GO): SCF ubiquitin ligase complex
Molecular function (GO): protein binding
Source: RefSeq, a predicted model, not a curated record